This is a messenger RNA of Triticum turgidum subsp. durum (durum wheat), 927 nucleotides long. The record is from the annotation of a GenBank genome assembly. Lineage: Eukaryota; Viridiplantae; Streptophyta; Magnoliopsida; Poales; Poaceae.
AUGCCCAAGCGGACCAUGGGAGGGAGGGCCGAUGUCGGGGCCGACGCCAUGGCGCACAAAGCAUCCAAGCACCGUGCGAAGCCACACAUGGAGAAACCCCUCCCCGCCGGCAAGGGGUCCAGCCGGCAGCAGGGCGGCCUUGAUGUCGUCGACCACGUCCAGGCUUCGGUGCAGGUGUCACCUACACCAGAGCAGGUGGCUCCUCCGCCGGAGCAGGUGACUUGUCUGCCACGCCAUCUGCCUCCUCUGCCACGCCAUCUGCCUCCUCUGCCGCAGCCCGUUGUCAAUGUCAACGGCGACGACAAUGAAGAAGAGACGGAGCAGGUGUCUCCUCUACCACGGGUGACGCCUCCUGUGCCCGAGCCUGUGGUCGUCGGCGAUGUCAACAAAGAAGACGUGGCUGCUCUGGCUCCUCAGACGGAGCAGGUGUCUCCUCUGCCGCGGGUGACGCCUCCUGUGCCCGAGCCUGUGGUCGUCGGCGAUGUCAACAAAGAAAAUGUAGCUCCUCUGGCUUCUCUGUCGAAGCAGGUGGUGGCUCCUCAGCCUCAGCCGGGUAUUCGUCUGCCGCGGUUGUUGCCUCCCCUGCCCCCACCUAUGGUCGUCGCCGACGAGAAUGAAGAAGAGGUUUUUCCUGGUCAAUACAAGGCAAAUAAGGUCCUAAGUGACGACGUUGACAGCGACCAAGAAACCCAGAGGAUCUUCAGGAGGCAGAAGCUGAGGCAGCUGGAGAGUGGUGAGCUUGAGAAAGCUGUGAGGCCUAGAUUCGGAAACGGCUACGGAUGCCCUUUCUACAACAAGGUGAUGAAAGGCGACCUGUCGAGUACCAUCAACCAUGCAGUCGGAACAUCCCAAGGCAGCAUCAAGAAUGGCUACGCUUUCACGGUGAAGCAUGCCGCGUAUGCCGACUACUUGAUCAGGCUUCUUUGA